This is a messenger RNA of Talaromyces stipitatus ATCC 10500, 4072 nucleotides long. Its product is annotated as killer toxin sensitivity protein (IKI3), putative. Gene Ontology annotation, biological process: tRNA wobble base 5-methoxycarbonylmethyl-2-thiouridinylation. Lineage: Eukaryota; Fungi; Ascomycota; Eurotiomycetes; Eurotiales; Trichocomaceae. Gene Ontology annotation, cellular component: elongator holoenzyme complex; cytosol. The coding region runs from base 1 to 3960 and encodes 1319 amino acids. The record is from RefSeq and is a predicted model, not a curated record. Gene Ontology annotation, molecular function: tRNA binding. The transcript is spliced from 9 exons.
AUGCGCAAUCUCAAGAACGUGCGCCUCGUCGAAGUCGAGCUACAGACCAAGCUUCCUUUGACUGCGACUGCUUGGGACACUGCGUCAGAUUCCAUUAUUUGCACAUUUGGCCCAGAGGAAGGAAAUCAGGUCAUCGAGUUGCGGAGAAAACGACACGAUGUAGUUUAUACAUCUCCAGCCAGCCAGGAAGACUUUGAGACGAUCGCAUCAUGGGAUGCCCCAAGCCCUCUACCUGACUUGCCUUAUGAUCAAGUUUUAUCGUUGCAGUACUUUGCAGAUAACUUGACUGCAAUCCUUGUUCUUCAGGGAGGCGAUAUCAUCAUUGUUCGUGAGGAUCCUCAGCCUGGGGAAGACAAGAUUGAAAUCUUGGGCUCAGUUGAUGUCGGUAUAUCAGCUGCAGCUUGGUCGCCAGAUGAAGAGCUUUUAGCAAUUACGACAAGAGCAAACACGCUACUUUAUAUGACUCGCGAAUUUGAGAAUGUCGCAGAAAUUACGUUCUCUCCAGACGAUCUCAAACUGUCACGGCAUGUCUCUGUUGGAUGGGGCAAGAAAGAGACACAAUUUCAAGGCAAAAGAGCCAAAGCAUUAAGGGAUCCCACCAUGCCUGAAAAGGUUGAUGAAGGCAAGUUCAGCACCUUUGAUGAUUCUCGAACCACAAUCUCGUGGCGUGGGGACGGGACUUUUGUUGCCGUUAAUAGUGUGGAAAGCGGUGUUCGACGAGUGACCAGAGUAUACUCUCGAGAGGGAACUCUCGAUAGUGUUAGCGAGCCGGUAGAUGGACUCGAAGGAGCGUUAAGCUGGAGACCGUCAGGAAACUUGAUUGCUGGUAUUCAACGUCUUGAUGAUCGUAUAGAUGUGGUCUUCUUUGAGCGCAACGGCUUGCGUCACGGCCAGUUUACGCUGAGGCUAUCGGAGGAAGAACGACAGACUUGGGGCUCGGAUAUUUAUCUGAGCUGGAACAUCGAUUCCACGGUUCUGGCUGUGUACUUUAAAGAUCGUAUUCAGCUCUGGACUAUGGGUAAUUACCAUUACUAUCUGAAACAGGAGAUAUUACUUCACGGCGAGAGCAAGAAGUUCGUUCGCUGGCAUCAAGAGAAGUCUUUACGGCUCAUUGCAGUUUCUUCCAACCUCUUGAUGGAUAGCGAAUGGGUUUUCGAUGUGGCUCAUGGCUCAACUACAAGUCCAGAUGACUAUGGAGCAGUUGGUGUCAUAGAUGGAAGAAUAUUGAAAUUGACUCCCCUGAGACUCGCUGGCGUCCCACCACCAAUGUCUCAUUGUGAAAUAAACGUCGACUCCAAUAUCGUGGAUGUCGCAUUCAGUCAUUCGGGAGCUAGGAUUGCAGUACUUACCACAGAUAACUUCUCGAUAUUUUCAUGGCCGUUGAAAACUCGAUCAGUCCCUUCGCCGUUAUUGGAGUCUAGUCAUCCUCUUCCCCAGACAGCCAACUCUCGACCAAGACAGAUCGCUUUCCUUAACGAUAGCGAAAUUUUCAUUCUCAUUCAUGACGGAGCUCCAACCCGUCGAAUUGAAAGGACGAAGCUGGAUACUCGUGAGAGCUCCGUGUCAUAUGUGAUUGCCGCAGAUGAGCAGAUUCAAAGUAUCUUCCCGAACAUUAGGUAUGAUAAGCUCUGGAUUUCAAAGUCUUCGUUGAAAGCACAAGGCACAACAUACCUUCAAGGUAUUCUAUCUGCGAAUAAUUUGCACAUCUCAUCUUUCGAUGCGGCUCCUGCAGUCGAAGCUCAGUGGGCAGCUAGCACGUAUAUUUCUGACGAUCAGGAUAUCCUCGUCUCCAUGACGCGAACGGGAGCAUUGUAUGCCAAUCGACGUCUGUUGGCAAAAAAUUGUACUUCUUUUAUACUCACACCCGCCCACAUAAUCUUUACUACCACACAACAUCUCUUGAAGUUCGUCCAUAUCACAAACGUCGAAGACAUGGAAGUACCUGCUGAUACACCCGAAACGGACGAGCGAUGCCGAAGCAUUGAGCGCGGUGGACGAAUAGUAACAGUGACGCCUUCAAACUUCGCCGUAACAUUACAGAUGCCUCGAGGAAACCUGGAGACGAUAUACCCCCGAGCCCUGGUUUUGGCGGGUAUAAGAAGCUUCAUUGAUGCGAAAGAUUACCGCUUGGCAUAUCUCGCUUGCCGAAGUCAGAUGGUCGAUAUGAACAUUCUCCAUGAUUAUGCUCCUCAACAAUUUAUGGAGAAUGUUCCUCUUUUCAUUACGCAGAUCAAGAGAGCCGAUUACAUUGAUGAAUUCCUGUCGCGUCUAAAAGAAGAAGAUGUCUCCCAGACUCUGUACAAGGAUACGCUGAAACUUUCAAAAGCCGAAGCUGAUACCGCAGCAAAAUCUGCAGUCAAGCCAACAGCUAAUGGCACUUUGAAACCGUUAAAGGAUAGCAAGAUCAACCGAAUUUGCGAUGCGUUUUUAGUGGCCCUCAAGAGCAAAAUGGACACGAAUCUGCAAAACCUGGUUACAGCUCAUGUGUGCAAGUUUCCACCAGAUCUUGACGCUGGUUUACAGCUGGUCGCUGAUUUAAGAGUGCGGAGUCCGGCACAAGCUGAAGAAGCUAUAGAGCAUAUGUGUUUCUUAACUGAUGCCCAUCAUCUCUACAAGAAUACUCUGGGGCUGUAUGACCUAGAGCUGACUCUUCUUGUUGCUCAGCAAGCGCAAAUGGAUCCGAGAGAAUACCUUCCUUUCUUACGGAAACUCCAAACUCUACCUGAGCUUCGUCGACAAUACGAGAUCGACAAUUACUUAGGUCGAUCAGCGAAAGCUCUGAAACACCUCCAUGCUCUAGAGGCAUUUGAUGAAUUGAAGCAAUACGCCGUCAAGCACAGCCUUUACCGAGAAGCGCUUGAUCUCUACAAGUAUCAGGCAGAGCAGUUGCGGGAAAUGACUCGCCUGUAUGCCGACUACUUGUACGAACAGAGCAAUUAUCAGGAAGCUGCCAUUGCCUAUGAGUCCCUUGGUAUUUACGACGAAGCAUACAAAUCGUAUCAGAUUGCCCACAGUUGGCGCGAAUCCCUUUAUUGCGCUUUAAUGGUACCUUUAUCGCAAACAGAGCUUGAAACUCACGCCAACAAUCUAAUUACAACACUUGUGGAAGAAGACAAGGACUAUCUCUCAGCAGCACAGAUCCAAGCAGAUCACUUGAAAAACUAUCCCGCAGCAGCAACACUCUUCUGCCGUGCCUCCCGAUUCGCAGACGCAACACGCAUCCUAGCAAUUAAUGGCCUUCAGGAUCGCAUUCCGGAACUCGUCGACAACGGCCUUGCAGAGGCGAUGGGUUCAACAACCGACUUCUUAGCCGAUUGCAAAGCCCAACUAAACGCACAAGUACCACGAAUCGGCGAAUUGCGCGAAAAGCGACUAACAGACCCAUUGGCAUUCUUCGGCGGAGAUCCAGAAGCAGCAGCAGCUGGAGGAGUUGAUAUCCCGGAUAACGUCUCGCUCGCACCAACAGACGCCUCAACUGCCGCUGGUCGAACAAUGUUUACUCGCUACACGGGCGGAACGAACAUGUCGCGCCGAACGUCAAAGACCCGCCGCCGUGAGGAACGGAAACGAGCCGCUGGACGGAAGGGAACUGUCUAUGAGGAAGAGUAUCUGGUGAAUAGUGUUCGACGACUUAUUGAGCGGGUCAAUAGUACAUUUGACGAGAUUAAUUCGUUGAUCAAGGGACUCCUGCGUCGAGGAAUGAGGGAGCGCGCAGUUGCGGUUGAGAAGGCGCUUCAGGAGGUGUUGGGAUUGUGUUCGUCUGCUAUAAAGGAAAUUUUUGACCAGGAAAAAGAAGAUCAGCAGCAAAAACAGACGGAGGACGCUACUGAUCAGGGAGCAGGAGAACAGACGUAUUCGGCCGCGGGUGGUGAUGCUGUUUUCUUGGAGAGUAUUUAUGCUGGGCAGAAACGUGUUGCGCCAGUUAUGAAGGAGUUUAAGAAAUUGGCUCUUUUGGGCUGAUUGGUUCCUAAUGCUGAUUAGAUAAUUAAUUAGAUGACGACUAAAAGUUAUUUACGCAGUGAAUGAGCCUGGCAUGGAUUCAAAUCGUGUCUGAUUCAUAAGAUUUGUUUUU